Molecule: messenger RNA, 844 nt
Organism: Phalaenopsis equestris
Lineage: Eukaryota; Viridiplantae; Streptophyta; Magnoliopsida; Asparagales; Orchidaceae
Product: pentatricopeptide repeat-containing protein At4g18975, chloroplastic
Exons: 1
Molecular function (GO): protein binding
Source: RefSeq, a predicted model, not a curated record
GCCUUUUUCCUCACUCCUCUUCAUAUCUCGUCAUCGCAACAGUUUACUUUCCCUUUGUCUGGUGCAUUGGCGAGUCCUGGUCUAUUACGCCUCUCAGUCUUUGGUACAGAAGGGCGAAAUGGCGGAAUUUGGCUUAGGGUUACGAUUUCGGGCCAAUUUUCUCCCCAAGUGGUGCUCCACCGGCCUUCCUUUGAUAAAUUCAUCAUUGUUCCGGACUCCAUCGUCCGUGGUUACAUGCAUGAACAAUCCGCCAAACUCUUAUUCGAAAUCAGGAAAAAAGGAGCACCAUUUAUGGAUGAAGAGAGAUUCUGCAGGAUCCGGUCAAAAAGCUCUCCAUCUCGUUCGCAUCGUUUCAAAGCUUCCAAACGAAAAAGAAGCCAUUUACGGAGCGUUGGACAAAUUGACUGCCUGGGAGACAGAAUUUCCAGUUAUUGCAGCCGCGAAAGCGCUGGAAAUUCUUCGAAGGAGAAACCAAUGGCUGAGAAUCAUACAGGUGAGCAAGUGGUUGUUGAGCAAAGGUCAAGUUCUCACUAUGGGAACAUACGAUAGUCUGCUGCUUGCUUUUGAAAGGGAUGGAAGGUUGGACGAGGCAGAGAAAUUAUGGGUUAUGAUUCUUCAGAGGCACACGAGAUCGGUAUCCAAGCGGUUGUUUUCUAGAAUGAUUGCUCUCUAUGAUCAUCAUCAUUUUCCUGAGAAAGUUGUGGAGGUAUUUGCAGACAUGGAGGAGCUGGGUGUGAGACCUGAUGCUGAUACGGUGAAAAGAGUGGCUGUAGCUUUUGGAAAGUUGGGAGAAUCUGAGAAACAGAAAUUGGUACUCAUAAAGUAUCAGAAUAAGUGGAAAUAC